AUACAGUAGGUCCUUAUUAGUUACCUAUUUUAUGUAAGUGGUUUGUAUAUGUCAAUCCCAAUCUCCCAACUUAUCUCUCCCUCCAACAUCCCCUCGUAACCAUAAUUGAGGUUUUAAAUGAAGUUUCAAAUGCUGGGGAGAAUCUUUAGUUGUGAUUUUUAAAUAACAAUUAUUAUGUUGAAAUAAUAUUCUGUGAACAGAACUACAGCAGUGAGAACAAGAGAUACCAUGGGAGACUCAUUAAAACUGUAAUUAUGAAUGAAUGCUUGAUAAUGGUUUUCGGGAGUGUGUUGGCAUUCCUCUGUGAGGGUGUGCCUGUGUGUGGCCAAGGCGUAAGACAAUCAAGACACUAGUUAAUAUAAAAAAGGGUGGUCACCAUCCAACCAAUUUAUCCUCACUGCUUGCCAGAUACCCCAGUUGAUUCUAGCAUGGAGAUUCUAGAACCUACAGGUAAUCUGUAUUUAAAUAAAAUUGUCCCUUACAUUUGUAUGACAUUUUAUUAUAGUUUGCCACAUUCUUUCACAUUAUAUCAUAUAACUGUCAGAAUACCCAGAAAGCCAGCCCUGACCACAUUGUACAGAUACUCUGAGUAUCUGAGUACCAGGAAGGUGAACUGACUUGCUGGUAACUGGUAGAAGCAGGAAUAAAACCCAGACCUACUGUCUACAAGUCCAUGAGCUUUUUAAACUAGACUUCAUUAAGAAAUCUCAGAUUUACUUAGUUUUUUCUGCUGGGUAUGUGAUCUGGGUUUCAUUUGGUCUGCUGCUGCCCACUUGCUUCAGUUGUGUCUGACUCUUUGUGACCCCAGGGACUGUAGCCCACCAGGCUCCUCUGUCCAUGGAAUUUUCCAGGCAAGAAUACUGGAGUGGGUUGUCAUUUCCUUCUCCAGGAAUCUUCCCGACCCAGGCAUCAAACUCUCAUCUCCUGUGUCUCCUGCCUUUGUAGGUGAAUUCUUUACCAUUGAGCCACUGAGGAGCCCUUCAUUUGGUCACCUGUAGGGAAUCUAUUUUCAGUUUGUUUGUUUUUUUCAUUUGCAAAGUAUAGCCAUAGAUUUUUUUUUUCUGAAGUAUUUGGUAUUGACUUCGAAGACAGAGUCUUGAGCAAAAUGUGAAAUUAAACCAUGGUUAAUGAGAUCUUCAAUAAAAUUUUCUGUUUAAAGCAUCAUUAUAAAUUAUAAUAUUUUAAUGCCAAGAAUAAGUUAUUAGAUUUUUCAAAUGAAGCUCCAUGAAUUCUUUAGAAAAUCUUGUUUAAUGUGAACACUUAUUGGAGGGCAGGACUCAUGUUCUGCCUUCUUUUGAAUCUGAGAACUUGGCUUCUUGCUUCAGCCCUUCAAAUUCAUGCAACAGACUGUUUCAUUUUUUAUAUGAAAUGAGAAGACCCUUGGGUCAAAAAGUUAUCUUAGACUCUGAUGUAGUUCUCUUGAAUACAUGCCAGAAACUAAUCCAUACUAUUAAGGAAAAAACAAAACCCCACAGAUGGCUAGAUGGAAAUUGGAAUCAAUAAGACUAUGUCACAGACAUCAUAAUAAUAUCAUUUUCUUAUGUGUUUGUUUCCCAGCCAACUCCAGAAAUCUUUGAUGUAGAUAAUGGACUUGACCGGGAUAUAUUUGAUAUCAAUGAAGAUCUGGGACUGGAUCUUUUUGAGGGAGACAUCAUACUUGAUGAGAGAUGAAUGCCAGGGGGGUUAUCCUCAAGGCAUUUGAACGCUAUCGCCUAAAAUCAUGCAUUGACUUCAAGCCUUGGUCUGGAGAACCCAACUAUAUAUCAGUGUUCAAAGGCAGUGGCUGCUGGUCUUCGGUGGGGAAGCAACUUACUGGGAUGCAAAAACUGUCCAUCGGAGAGGGCUGUGACAAAAUAGCAACGGUUCAACAUGAGUUUCUCCAUGCCCUUGGGUUCUGGCAUGAACAGUCACGGUCCGAUCGGAAUGACUAUGUCAGCAUAAUUUGGAACAGAAUUAUUUCAGGCAAAGAGAGAAAUUUUGAGUUCUAUGAUGAUCAAGUAAUAGACUCCAUGAACGUUCCCUAUGAUUACAGCUCAGUGAUGCACUACAGUAAAACUGCAUUCGGAAAUGGAUCAGAACCUACAAUUGUAACAAGGGUCCCGGACUUCAUGGAUGUGAUUGGCCAGCGAAUGGAUUUCAGUGACUCUGAUGUCUUAAAGUUGAAUCAACUGUAUAACUGCUCCUCCUCCUUGAGCUUUAUGGAGUCGUGUGAUUUUGAGCUGGGAAAUGUGUGUGGGAUGAUUCAGAAUUCAACAGACAGUGCUGACUGGCAGCGACUCUCCCGGGUCUCUGAGGGGCCAGAGAGCGAUCACUCCAACAUGGGCCGGUGCAGAGGUUCUGGCUUCUUCAUGCAUUUCAACAGUAGCUCUGUAAACGAGGGGGCCACAGCAAUACUGGAAAGUAGAAUAUUUUACCCUAAACGAGGAUUUCAGUGCAUGCAAUUUUUUUUGUACAACAGUGGAAGUGAAGAUGACCAGCUGAACAUCUAUAUCAGGGAGUAUUCUGUGGCUCAUCUGAGCAGGACUCUAACCCUUGUGGAACAAAUAAAAGAUAUACCCUCUGGGAGCUGGCAACUUUACCACGUAACACUGAAUGCGACCAAUAAAUUUCGAGUGGUGUUUGAAGGGGUCAGAGGCGCUGGUGCCUCAUUGGGUGGCCUGUCUAUUGAUGACAUCAAUCUCUCAGAAACACGGUGCCCUCAUCACGUCUGGCAUAUAAGGAAUUUCACACAGCUCCUUGGCAGCCCCAAUGGGUCUUUCUUCAGCCCUCCAUUUUAUUCUUCUAAGGGAUAUGCCUUUCAGAUUUACUUGGAUCUAUAUAGUUUGCCUAAAAUAGGAAUGUAUUUCCACCUGAUCUCUGGAGCCAAUGAUGAUCAGUUAGAGUGGCCGUGUCCUUGGCAACAAGUCACCAUAACAAUCUUGGAUCAAACUCCUGACAUUCGACAGCGUAUGUCCAAACAGCAGAGUCUAACGACAGACCCAUUUCUGACCAUUGAUAAUGGAACCUAUUUUUGGGACAGGCCUUCCAAAGUGGGAGCACAAGUUAUUUUCCCUAAUGGAACUCAGUUUCAAAGAGGUAGGGGCCGUGGAUUCCAUAACUUUAUGAGCCAAGAAAUGCUGAAAAGCAGAGAUUUUAUCAAAGGAGAUGAUGUUUAUAUCCUACUGACAGUGGAAGACAUAUCCCACCUUAAUACACAAAAUGACCCACUUCCAACCUUGGACGUCAGUGACCUCUGCACCAAUUUCAGGUGUGAGAAUGAUGGGAUCUGCAUUCUCCAGAAUGGCAAAGCUGAGUGCAGGUGUCGGUCGGGGGAUGACUGGUGGUACAUGGGAGAAAGGUGUGAAAAGAGAGGGUCAACACGAGACACCAUUGUCAUCGCCACAUCUUCCACUGCCGCUGUGUUUGCCCUGAUGCUGAUCAUCACUCUCGUCAGCGUCUACUGUACCAGGAAGAAGUAUCGGAAAGAGCCAAGUUCAAGGACAGUCAACACUAUUAUGGAAAAUCAAUAUGCACUUUGAAGAUUAACUCUGCAAUACAGCCAGCAAAUGAAAUGAAAGAUUCUUCAUCAUGGAUUCACCCACAAUAUAUUACAACCACUUCCUCCUUCUGUAAAUGGAUCUUCUCUGUAAAUAGCUGGGUACACUAUAAAUCAUUAUUUUGGUAAAAGUCUAA
Messenger RNA from Bubalus bubalis (water buffalo), 3672 nucleotides. RefSeq names its product meprin A subunit beta (gene MEP1B). The transcript has 13 exons. Gene Ontology annotation, biological process: proteolysis. Gene Ontology annotation, cellular component: membrane. Gene Ontology annotation, molecular function: metalloendopeptidase activity; protein binding; zinc ion binding. Bases 1668 to 3518 code for a protein of 616 amino acids. NCBI's taxonomy places the organism in Eukaryota, Metazoa, Chordata, Mammalia, Artiodactyla, Bovidae. The record is from RefSeq and is a predicted model, not a curated record.